Messenger RNA from Mandrillus leucophaeus (drill), 1838 nucleotides. It is a transcript of the gene MRM1, whose product is annotated as mitochondrial rRNA methyltransferase 1 homolog (S. cerevisiae). Lineage: Eukaryota; Metazoa; Chordata; Mammalia; Primates; Cercopithecidae. Gene Ontology annotation, molecular function: RNA methyltransferase activity; RNA binding. The transcript has 5 exons. Bases 226 to 1287 code for a protein of 353 amino acids. The record is from RefSeq and is a predicted model, not a curated record. Gene Ontology annotation, biological process: rRNA methylation. Gene Ontology annotation, cellular component: mitochondrion.
CCGGAAGCGAGGGAACCCACGUGGGAGCUUGGGAGGGGACAGUCGUAGCUCUCUAGUCCAGUUGUGGGGAAUGCGGCCUGUUUCUUCCUGUCCGAGAGAGCUCGGCGGAGGCAGUUGUCGAGUACCCUUCACCCCUGUGUUGGGAGCCUGGGAGCGAACUGCGGCGUGGGUUACCGUUCCCGGGGACGCAGCAGGGGGCAUCGAGUCCCUGGCGGGAGCUGCGCCAUGGCACUGCUCUCGACCAUCCGGGGCGCGACCUGGGGUCGCCUCGUCACCCGUCAUUUCUCCCAUGCAGCGCGGCGUGGGGAGCGGCCUGGUGGGGAGGAGCUAAGCCGCUUGCUGCUGGAUGACCUGGUGCCGACCUCGCGGCUGGAGCUUCUGUUUGGCCUGUCCCCGUGUCUCCUGGCUCUGCGGGCCGCCCGCCGCUCCGUGGCCCGGCUCCUGCUCCAGGCGGGUAAAGCUGGGCUGCAGGGGGAGCGGGCCGAGCUGCUCCGGAUGGCCGAGGCGCGGGACAUUCCAGUUCUACGGCCCAGACGGCAGAAACUGGACACAAUGUGCCGCUACCAGGUCCACCAGGGUGUCUGCAUGGAGGUGAGCCCGCUGCGGCCCCGGCCUUGGAGUGAGGCCGGGGAGGCGAGCCCAGGCGACGACCCCCAGCAGUUGUGGCUCGUCCUCGAAGGGAUCCAGGAUCCCCGGAAUUUUGGGGCUGUGCUGCGUUCCGCACACUUCCUCGGAGUGGAUAAGGUCAUCACCAGCCGGAGAAACAGCUGCCCGCUCACUCCAGUAGUCAGCAAGGCCAGCGCGGGGGCUAUGGAGGUGAUGGACGUGUUCUCCACCGAUGACCUCACUGGAUUUUUACAGACCAAAGCCCAGCAGGGCUGGCUCGUGGCCGGCACAGUGGGCUGCCCAAGGGCAGAGGAUCCCCAGUCCUCCGAGAUCCCCAUCACGAGUUGCUUGGAGUUCCCCUGGGAUCGGCCUACUCUCCUUGUGCUGGGGAAUGAGGGGUCAGGUCUGUCCCAAGAGGUGCAGGCCUCCUGUCAGCUUCUCCUCACCAUCCUGCCCCGGCGCCAGCUGCCUCCUGGACUUGAGUCCUUGAACGUCUCUGUGGCUGCAGGAAUUCUUCUUCACUCCAUUUGCAGCCAGUGGAAGGGUUUCCCCACAGAAGGGGAGAGAAGGCAACUUCUCCAAGACCCGCAAGAACCCUCAGCCAGGUCUGAAGGACUCAGCGUGGCUCAGCACCCAGGGCUGUCUUCAGGAUCAGAGAAAGAGAGGCAAAAUGAGAGCUGACGUGGACUGUCCACAGUGUUCACAUGCUGGGGUCAGGGACGGCCGCACCUGCCUCCGCCUGCUCCAGUGUGCAGGAGCCUCUGCCUGAGUGUGCACCAGGCCCAUGUUUAUUGACCACGGUCUCGUGGGGAAGGGGACUGCGGUGGAGACCAGAGGAAGCUGUUUCCUGUUGUGAUGUUGGACCUGUAGUAGGACAUGGUAGUUUGUUAAUUUCCAUGGGAAGCCAUGAUGGCCUAGCAUGGAGGGACUCUCCUCCCAGGCCCUGUCUGGAAGUUGAGGGGAAGUCUAGACAUCUGCAGGGAGGCAGGCAGCCCAGCCCAGGGGGCCCGUUCCUCUUGAACCAGUCAUUGCCUGUGGCAAAUGUGUGUGUGAGAAUGUGAGGUGUGGAGGGCAGGGCCCUGACGUGGGGUAGACAGUGCACACGUCAGGCCUACACACGGCCCCACCCUGGGGCCUCGAGCACAGGUCUCAUCUUUCUGUGCCUCUGGACUGUGCACCUACGUCACGGGGUUGUUGUGAGGCUCGAAUAAAACAUCACUCAGCACCUGGGA